AUAUUAUAUAACAGCUUCACUGUUUCGUUUACUGCUCUCACUUCACUCUGCUUCUUCCACGGUGGCUUGCCGGUGCACACAGUUUUAGAUAUAAAAAAAAAUAUCACUUUUGAUACUAAAGCCAUGGCCGGGAAAGUUGUGCUGCAAUACUUCAAUGGGAGAGGAAAAAUGGAGUCAAUUCGUUGGCUUUUGGCAGUUGCAGAAGUCGAUUAUGAUGAGGUUUAUCUGACAACUCGUGAGCAGUACGAAAAACUCCUGAGUGAUGGAGAUCUCAUGUUCCAACAGGUUCCUUUGGUGGAAAUGGAUGGCAUGAAGCUCAUUCAGACAAAAGCAAUCUUGAAUUACAUUGCAGAGAAGUACAAUCUUCAUGGAAAAGACAUCAAAGACCGGGUCAUGAUCAACAUGUACUCAGAGGGAGUGAUGGAUCUCAUGGAAAUGAUAAUGAUGUUGCCCUUCAGUGCAGAUGCAAACGCACAACUGGAAACCAUUCAAACUAAAGCAAAAGGACGCUACCUUCCUGUGUUCGAAAAGGCACUGUCUGGGCCCAUGUACCUGGUGGGAGGUAAGCUAAGCUGUGCAGAUGUGCAGCUGCUUGAAUGCACCCUGAUGCUGGAGGAGAAAUUCGUUGGUAUCCUCGCAGAGUUUCCCAACGUCAAGUCUUUCCAGGGCAGGAUGACCAGGAUUCCUGCCAUCAGCAAGUUCCUGGAGCCAGGCAGCAAGAGGAAGCCGCAGCCAGAUGAAACUUACGUGAAGACUAUCAUGGAGGUGUUCAAAAUCAAACUACCAUUGAAAUAAACUUCUCACAUUCCUCACACAGGCAUUGUGAAAGAUCCAUUAUGCAAGCACAGCAUGUAUGACAUAUGGAUCUAUUAUUUGCUGGUUGAUGUUUAGAAUAAUACUGCACCAUCCAUUGCAAGUCUAAUUAACAGUAAUCUAUGUCAUAAAUUUACAUUAAAUGGAUGAUAUUAUGUGAAAGUUCUACUAAAUAAAUGUUAAUUUCUGACAUCU
Anoplopoma fimbria (sablefish) is the source of this 1008-nucleotide messenger RNA. RefSeq names its product glutathione S-transferase, alpha tandem duplicate 1 (gene gsta.1). The coding region runs from base 124 to 795 and encodes 223 amino acids. Gene Ontology annotation, molecular function: glutathione transferase activity. Lineage: Eukaryota; Metazoa; Chordata; Actinopteri; Perciformes; Anoplopomatidae. Gene Ontology annotation, biological process: glutathione metabolic process. The record is from RefSeq and is a predicted model, not a curated record. The transcript has 7 exons.